Messenger RNA from Monopterus albus (swamp eel), 1597 nucleotides. It is a transcript of the gene anxa1a, whose product is annotated as annexin A1a. Lineage: Eukaryota; Metazoa; Chordata; Actinopteri; Synbranchiformes; Synbranchidae. Gene Ontology annotation, cellular component: plasma membrane; vesicle membrane; nucleus. Gene Ontology annotation, molecular function: calcium ion binding; phospholipase inhibitor activity; calcium-dependent phospholipid binding. The coding region runs from base 160 to 1170 and encodes 336 amino acids. The transcript is spliced from 13 exons. Gene Ontology annotation, biological process: phagocytosis; cellular response to glucocorticoid stimulus; signal transduction. The record is from RefSeq and is a predicted model, not a curated record.
ACACUAUCUGCGUCGUUACAGCGUCUUUGCCACUUCAGUCAGAUCAGCUUCUUCUCCUUCAAAUCCGCACGUAUUUAUGCAACCUACUAAGGGUGUGGCUGGGAAAAGAGCAGCGACAAAUUUUGGAUUUUACUUUUGACGCAAUCAGCCUCCAGCACCAUGGCUUUGAUGAGAUCUUUGAUGCAGCAGACGCUGUAUGUGGGCAUGACCGAUGACUCAGUCUCACAAAACCAGGGGACAGUGAAGCCAGCACCAAAUUUCAACCCCAGUGCAGAUGUAGCAGCACUGGAUAAGGCCAUCAAGGCGAAAGGGGUGGAUGAGGACACCAUUAUUGAAGUUCUGGUGAAAAGGUCCAAUGACCAGAGACAGACCAUCAAAGAGACUUACCAGAAGACCUGUGGCAAGCCUCUGGAAACGGCGCUGAAGAAUGCUCUGAAGGGAGAUCUGGAGGAGGUUGCGCUGGCUCUACUGAAAACACCGGCCCAGUAUGACGCCCAGCAGCUGAAACUGGCUAUGAAGGGUCUGGGAACUGACGAGGACACCCUGGUAGAAAUUUUGGCUUCCCGAACCAACAGAGAACUCCAGGCUAUAAAGAAGGCCUACAAGGACGAAUACAAGAAGGAUCUGGAGGUUGACAUCAGGUCUGACACUGGUGGAGACUUCAGGGCUGCCCUCCUUGCUCUCUGCAAGGCCAGCAGGACUGAAGGAGUUUCUGAGCAGCUGGUUGACAACGAUGCCAGGGCUCUGUACGAGGCUGGGGAGGGGAGGAAGGGCACUGAUUGUUCCGCCUUCAUUGAGAUCCUCACCACCAGGAGUGACGCUCAUCUCCGUAAAGUAUUUAGCAAGUACUCCAGUUACAGCAAAGUGGACAUGGCCAAAGCUAUUGACUUGGAGCUGAAGGGAGACAUUGAAAAUUGUCUCACAGCAUUAGUGAAAUGUGCUGGAAGCAAGCCUGCCUUCUUUGCUGAGAGGCUCAACUUGUCCAUGAAGGGUAAAGGUACCCGCAAACCUAUCUUGACCCGCAUCAUGGUGAGCCGCUCUGAAAUUGACUUGAAACUGAUCAAGGAUGAGUACAAGAAAAACUAUGGGAAACUACUUUGCCAGGAUAUAAUGGAUGAUGUUAGCGGAGACUACGAGAAGAUUCUGGUUGCUCUCUGUGGGGGUAACUAAACUAACAGCCAAUAUCAGCAUCAAGUUCAGCUAUGGAAAAGCCUAUGAUCGCUUAACACCUGUUGAGCCCUCUGGUCUUGUGGAUACCUGACAAGUCUUUUUCUCUUUGUGACUGCUAUUACAUGUAUAUGAUAUUAGCUGCAAAGAUUUAAGAGUAAAUCUGUCCUGCAGAUAUUUUUGCUCCUGUUAUUCCUUUCUUUCCACUUGUAUCCCAGCAGUUUGACCAUAACUAUAUAAUAUGUCACAGAUUUAACAUUACACUUAUUAGGUUCUGGUGCUUGAAAGGAAGCUGAAAUUAGUGGUCACCUUGUAACUGCAUGAUGUACACUGCAGCCUCUGAUUAAAGAUUUACAUAUGCUGAUUACAUUCAGCAGCAGAAGAAUGAUGAAGGAAUGUGGACAUUCUGCAAAUAAAACCUUUUGUAUGA